Molecule: messenger RNA, 495 nt
Organism: Acanthosepion pharaonis
Lineage: Eukaryota; Metazoa; Mollusca; Cephalopoda; Sepiida; Sepiidae
Source: the annotation of a GenBank genome assembly
AUGAACGAAGCUUUGGAACAACUGAAGAGGAAGUUCAAGUCGGCUGACACGGAUGGCAGUGGAAAGAUUUCCUACAACGAGUUGAAAAAAAUGGUAGAAGACCUAAAUCUGUCCGAAGAUGAAAUUCAGGAAACUUUCGAUGCAAUUGACAUUGAUGGAAAUGGUUGGAUCAGUGUGACAGAAUUCUGCUCAGCGAUGUAUAAAAAUAGUAUCAGAAACAACAUGGAUAAGCAAUUCAAGGCUAUGGAUACCCAAGGCAAAGGUACUUUGUCUAUUGAAGAAGCCUGGAAAGUAGCCAAUGAAUAUGAAUGCCUUCUUAGCCGUGAGGAAGUGGAAGCAGCAUUCACUUUGGCAGAUAGGGAUGGAGACGUAAUCUAUCUAUCUAUCUAUCUAUCUAUCUAUCUAUCUAUCUAUCUAUCUAUCUAUCUAUCUAUCUAUCUAUGUGUGCAUGUGUGUGUGUCUGUGUGUUUAGAAGUAGAUUAUGCAGAAAUAUAA